This is a messenger RNA of Emys orbicularis (European pond turtle), 4010 nucleotides long. It is a transcript of the gene HDAC5, whose product is annotated as histone deacetylase 5. The record is from RefSeq and is a predicted model, not a curated record. The coding region runs from base 103 to 3414 and encodes 1103 amino acids. Gene Ontology annotation, molecular function: histone deacetylase activity. Gene Ontology annotation, biological process: negative regulation of transcription by RNA polymerase II. Lineage: Eukaryota; Metazoa; Chordata; Testudines; Emydidae. The transcript is spliced from 24 exons.
GGGGUAUCCGGACGCGAGCAGUCGCUGGAGCUCCUUUCGCGGACUCCGCUCCAUGGCCUUCCCGUGGCAGCGGUAGACGUGAAGCCGGUGCUGCCCGUGGCCAUGCAGAACUCCGGCGGCGGCAGCAGCCCGGUGGACCUGCGGACAGACGCCCGGGGCAGCGGGCCCAGCGUGGACCCGGCGGUGCGGGAGCAGCAGCUGCAGCAGGAGCUGCUGGUCCUGAAGCAGCAGCAGCAGUUGCAGAAGCAGCUGCUGUUCGCCGAGUUCCAGAAGCAGCACGAGCACUUGACGCGGCAGCACGAGGUCCAGCUGCAGAAGCACCUCAAGGUGAGCCGGUCCCCCUCUGCCUGGCAGCAGCAGCAGGAGAUGCUGGCAGCAAAGCGGCAGCAGGAGCUGGAGCAGCAGCGCAAGCAGGAGCAGCUGCGGCAGGAGGAGCUGGAGAAGCAGCGGCUGGAGCAGCAGCUCCUCAUCCUCCGGAACAAGGAGAAGAGCAAAGAAAGUGCCAUCGCCAGCACGGAAGUGAAGCUAAAACUCCAGGAGUUCCUACUCAGCAAGUCAAAAGAGCUGACCGCAGGCGGCUUCAACCAUUCCCUCCCACAGCACCCCAAAUGCUGGGGAGCCCAUCAUACGUCGUUGGACCAGAGUUCCCCUCCCCAGACAGGCAGCCCGGGAACGCCGCCCUCCUACAAACUACCCCUACUCGGCACAUACGACAGCAGAGACGACUUUCCGCUCCGGAAAACCGCCUCGGAACCCAACUUAAAAGUGCGCUCGCGGUUAAAACAGAAGGUGGCCGAGCGCAGGAGCAGCCCCCUGCUGCGGAGGAAAGACGGGACCGUCAUCAGCACGUUCAAAAAGCGAGCCAUCGAAAUCACGGGUGAGCGAGGCCUGUGGGACAGACUUGCGGGGGCUGCUCUCUCCUCCGUGUGUAACAGCGCCCCGGGGUCCGGUCCCAGCUCCCCGAACAGCUCCAACAGCGCCAUCGCCGAGAAUGGCUUCACAGGCUCCGCCCCCAACAUCCACACCGAGCUGCUCCCCCAGCACAGAGCCCUGGCCAUGGACGGGUCCGCUAGCCAGCUCAGCCUCUAUACCUCCCCGUCCCUGCCCAACAUCUCCCUCGGACUGCAGGCAACGGUCACCGUGACCAACUCGCACCUCAACGCUUCCCCGAAGCUCUCCACCCAGCAGGAGGCGGAGCGCCAGGCAAUCCAGUCGCUGCGCCAGGGCGGGGCGCUCACGGGCAAGUUCAUGAGCACCUCGUCCAUCCCCGGCUGCCUGCUGGGGGUCGCCCUGGAGGGCGAGACCAACAGCCAUGGGCACGCCUCCCUGCUGCAGCACGUGCUGCUCCUGGAGCAGGCCCGCCAGCAGAACACGCUGAUCGCCGUGCCGCUCCACGGCCAGUCCCCGCUGGUGACGGGCGAGCGCAUCUCCACCAACAUGCGGACGGUCAACAAGCUGCCCCGGCACCGCCCGCUGAGCCGCACCCAGUCGUCCCCGCUGCCCCAGAGCCCCCAGGCCCUGCAGCAGCUGGUCAUGCAGCAGCAGCACCAGCAGUUCCUAGAGAAGCAGAAGCAACAGCAACAGCAGCAGAUUCAGCUUGGCAAGAUCAUCACCAAGACGGGCGAGCUGCCCCGCCAGCCCACCACGCACCCAGAGGAGACGGAGGAGGAGCUGACGGAGCAGCAGGAGGCGCUGCUGGAGGACACGGUGCCCCUGGGGCCGGUGGCCUUCGUGGUGGACGGCUCGCCGGAGAGCGAGAGCACGCAGGACGAGCUGGAGGAGGACGAGGGCGGCGAGCCGGUGAAGGACGAGGGGGGUGCGAGCGGGGACGAAGAAGAGCACAUCGACUCGCCGGAGGUGGAGGAGCUGGGCGUGGCUUACAAGCAGGUGUUCCCCGAUGCUCAGCAGCUGCAUCCCAUCCAGCUCUUCCCAGCUUCCCUGACCAUCACCACGCUGCCUCACCAAACGCUGAGCCGGACCCAGUCCUCGCCCGCCGCCGCAGGCAUCAAGAACACGGCGGCUGAACCCCCGGUCAAACACCUGUUCACUACUGGCGUGAUCUACGACACGUUCAUGCUAAAGCACCAGUGUAUGUGCGGGAACACUAACAUUCACCCAGAGCAUGCUGGGAGAAUCCAGAGCAUCUGGUCCAGGCUCCAGGAGACCGGCUUGCUGAGCAAGUGCGAGCGGAUCCGGGGCAGGAAAGCGACGCUGGACGAAAUCCAGACCGUCCAUUCGGAGCAUCACACGUUGCUCUACGGAACCAGCCCCCUCAACCGGCAGAAACUCGACAGCAAGAAGCUGCUAGGUCCCAUCAGCCAGAAGAUGUAUGCGGUCCUGCCCUGCGGCGGCAUCGGGGUGGACAGCGACACGGUGUGGAACGAGAUGCACUCGUCCAGUGCCGUCCGCAUGGCCGUGGGCUGCUUGGUGGAGUUAGCCUUCAAGGUGGCCUCUGGAGAGCUCAAGAAUGGAUUUGCUGUCAUCCGGCCCCCGGGGCACCACGCGGAGGAAUCCACGGCCAUGGGUUUCUGCUUCUUCAACUCCGUCGCUAUCGCCGCCAAACUGCUCCAGCAGAAGCUCAGCGUCGGCAAGAUCCUCAUUGUGGACUGGGACAUUCACCAUGGCAACGGCACCCAGCAAGCCUUCUAUAGCGACCCCAACGUGCUGUACAUCUCCCUGCACCGCUACGACAACGGCAACUUCUUCCCAGGCAGCGGGGCCCCCGAGGAGGUUGGCAGCGGGAUGGGGGUGGGGUACAACGUCAACAUAGCCUGGACAGGCGGAGUGGACCCCCCUAUCGGAGACGUGGAGUACCUGGCCGCGUUCAGGACGGUGGUGAUGCCGAUAGCCAAUGAGUUCUCCCCGGACGUGGUCCUGGUCUCUGCCGGCUUCGACGCAGUCGAGGGACAUCUGUCUCCCCUGGGCGGCUACUCCGUCACGGCGAAAUGUUUCGGACACCUGACCAAGCAGCUGAUGAAGCUGGCUGGCGGGCGCGUGGUGCUGGCUUUGGAGGGAGGUCACGACCUGACAGCCAUCUGCGACGCCUCAGAAGCCUGUGUCUCCGCCCUGCUUGGCGUGGAGCUGGACCCCCUGGAUCAAGCUCUCCUGCAGCAAAAGCCAAAUGUCAAUGCCGUGGCCACGCUGGAGAAGGUUAUUGAAAUCCAGAGCAAGCACUGGAGCUCUGUGAAGCGCUGUGCCUCGGUGGUCAGCUGUUCCUUGCUGGAGGCGCAGAAGGGAGAAGCCGAGGAAGCAGAGACAGUAAGUGCCAUGGCAUCGCUCUCGGUCGAUGCCGAACAAGGAAGCACAGACUGCAGCCCCAGGUACGGCCACCCCCCCUCCCCGCGGCACCCUCGGCCUUUGUGCGUCCUCGGCAUCCUGGAUGUAUUGUACCUUGUUGCUUACGGUUCGGAUUAGCCUCCUGGCUUGUAUCCCCGCAAUACAGGCCCGAGCGCGGUCCUCGGCUGGCUCAUUGAGCCAUGCUCUGAUAGCAUUUUUGUUGGAGGUGUACUUGAGUCUGGGUCUCGAUCUGGCUCUAAACUUCGCAGUGGCAGGGGGAUAGAGCUCCAAGCCUCCUGCAUCCAUACAACAGGCCCUUGAGCUAAAGGACAAUCUCCAUUAGCCCAUAUCUGUACAGGGCCUAUGACACAGAAUUGAUCCGUUCUGCACCCAUCCAGUAGAGGGCAGUGGUGCAGAACUGAUCAAUCCGGCCGACUCGCUGCAGUGUGAACCUUCCGAAACAUCCCACAGAGCCGCUACAGCGGCACCUGCUGCUGCUGCUUCAUUGCCCAGCUCGGCGCGUGCCGAGGGAUUUGCGUUUGCAGGUGAAAUUCACCCUAGGCAGCGUGUCACUGGGACAGUGUCUCCCGCUGGCACCUCAGAGUGGGGGGGCUUAGGGGAGGGGACAUUUCUCCUUUGCACGCCCUGGCUUGUGAGACAGCUCGACCCCUCCACCACCUUUUACUCGCCCACUUACACCACCUGGGCAAGUCUCGGCCCAGGGCAUAGGCACU